AUGGAAAAUCUGACCUCUUUGAAGAAUCUCACUGUUGUUUCUUUGAGAAGUAACUAUUUUUCCAGUUACAUUCCGGGUGGGUUUGAUUUCGAUGAAGUGUUAGAUCUGCCUUCCAAUAUGUUUAAUGAGUCAUUGGCUGUUGAUUUCGGUAGGCAGAGUUUGAGAUAUUUGAAUCUAUCUUACAAUAUGCUUUUUGGGUCACUUUCACCGCAAUCCGUGAAGAAUAUCCCGGCGAACGCUACAAUUGAUCUCUCCUUCAACAAUCUCACCGGCGAAAUCCCACAAUUCAUGGCCUUAGAUAAUCAGAAAACAGAGUUCUUCACCGGAAACACAGAUUUCUGCGGCAAACCACUCAAGAAGCUUUGUAUAAUCCCUUCAACGCUCUCAACUCUGUCUAAUGUCAUAACAAACAACACUUCUCCGGUAAUUGCGGUCAUACCCAGAACAAUUGACUCCACUCCAGUAACAAAUUCACCAAAUGGGUCUCCGAAUUCUCCUAAUCAACAACAGAGGGGGCUAAAUCCAGGGACAAUUGCAGGGAUUGCAGUUGGGGAUUUUGCAGGAAUUGGCAUUCUCGCUAUGAUAUUCCUUUAUGAGAAAAGGAGACAUCGUUCCAUCACAGCCAGCCCAUCACCACCGCCUGUCAGAUCAUCCUCAGCGACUUCACCGGCCGAGUUCUCCACAUCCGAUCCCGUCACCGCCACUGCACUGACGUUCCGUGCUCUCUGCACCAUCUUUGGUCACUGGUCCAUUCCGUCUUCGUCCUCGCCAGCCUCUGUGCAACAACCUUGUCCCACUGAUCUCACAGACCCAACUGAUACGGAAAAAAUGCUUUUGUUAGAAAGAGAAAGAGAGAGAGAGAGAGAGGAGAGAGAAAUCGAGGGACGUACAACUGUACUGCCACGUGGACGGCCACCUGUUUCUGCCUAA
Molecule: messenger RNA, 930 nt
Organism: Cornus florida
Lineage: Eukaryota; Viridiplantae; Streptophyta; Magnoliopsida; Cornales; Cornaceae
Product: probable LRR receptor-like serine/threonine-protein kinase At4g37250
Exons: 2
Coding region: 1-930 (309 amino acids)
Molecular function (GO): protein binding
Source: RefSeq, a predicted model, not a curated record